CCAAGCCUCCGACGGGCGACCGAUUUGCACAGAGGCCCCUCGCCAACUCCCAAAUCCCCCGCCCACCACCGCAAUAUCCAUCCCUGGCCCCCCCGCGCCGCGCAGCGCAGGCCCCACGCUGAUCCGCUAUCAGCCCCGCCACGUGGCUAACCUGCCAGUUCAUGACCCCACGGCCCCCGCGAUAUACUCCACCCAGCGACAACGAGGCGACUCCACUCUCGCUUUCUUCUGUCUCGCCUCGCCCUCGCCUUUGUUGAUCUUUUCCUCUCUCGCGUUCCCCUCGCCUUCCUCUUCCUCCCCCACACCCACCGGUCGCCGCCCCCGUCGCCCCGUCCUCCUCGGUCCAGAGACGAGGGGGUCCGCGCCGUUCCGACGCCACACCGCAACCGCAUCACAUCACACACCGCCUGCUCCCACCGUCCGUCCGCCCUCCCUCGAUCGCGCCCCCCGGAUCGCUGGUACCUCCGCGCGCGGCUCCGACCUCAUCUUCCUCCAUCGACUGGCAUCGGCAGCGGCGGCGUGUUCCCGGCCAGCCUUCGAAAGGGUAAUCAAUCGCCAGACUUUUGGGAGCUCUGUUGGGGGGGACCGGGGGGAAGAGCCAAGUUACUGCAGAGGCUAACAUUUCGGUUGUCGAGUGAUGGCGCAAGGCAUCAACUUCCCUGACUUCAUCGGCGCCGUGGGUGGCCAUGAUGGUGGUGUGGACUUUGGUGGGAACUUCUGUGACAUGGCCUUCUACCAGAAGCUAGGGGAGGGCACCAACAUGUCGGUCGACAGCCUCAACAGCAUGCAGACCAGCAUGCAUGGGGGGUCCAUCGCCAUGUCUGUGGACAACAACAGCAGCGUUGGCUCUAACAGUGACUCCCGCACUGGCAUGCUUGGUCAUCCUGGUCUCAAGGGGCCUGCCAUUGUGGGAAGCUACUCGGUUGGGCACAGCAUCUUCCGCCCUGGCCGGGUGUCCCACGCCUUGAGUGAGGAUGCGCUGGCACAUGCUCUGAUGGACAAUAAGUUCCCAACUGAGACACUCAAGGAUUAUGAGGAGUGGACUAUUGAUCUGGGGAAGCUCCACUUGGGAAUGCCCUUUGCACAAGGUGCCUUUGGGAAGCUCUACAGGGGAACAUACAAUGGGAUGGAUGUUGCUAUUAAGCUUUUGGAGCGACCUGAGGCUGACCCUGAGAAAGCUCAACUGUUAGAGCAGCAGUUUGUCCAAGAAGUUAUGAUGCUUGCAACACUGAGGCACCCGAAUAUUGUCAAGUUCAUUGGUGCGUGCAGGAAGCCGUUGGUUUGGUGUAUUGUGACGGAGUAUGCAAAGGGUGGAUCUCUCAAGAAUUUCUUGAGCAAGAGGCAGAACAGGUCUGUCCCGCUGAAGUUGGCAGUCAAGCAGGCAUUGGAUGUUGCACGUGGCAUGGCCUAUGUCCAUGGCCUUGGGUUCAUUCAUAGAGAUCUUAAGUCGGACAACCUCCUGAUUUCUGGUGAUAAGUCCAUUAAGAUUGCUGACUUUGGAGUGGCUAGGAUUGAAGUCAAGACUGAGGGGAUGACACCUGAAACUGGAACAUACCGCUGGAUGGCUCCGUGAUUGUGCAUGAAUGUGUUUUUGCAUGCGAAAUAUACGUGCUGCUGCUCUCCAGAACUACCACUUUAUUCCAUAUAUUGCUUAAUACUUAGAAACAAUAAAGUAGUGGUGCUAUUCUAGGAAUCUGUGUGUUCCUUCACUUUUUUGUUGUACUAUUUUAGAUGGGAGCUAAUGAUUAAUAACCAUUGAUAUUUAUGAUUGUGAUUCACAUCUUUUGCUGCCUUCUGAGAUUAUGAACUAUGCAUUCUUCUGCCAAGAGGUCUAUAAAGUAUUUGUCUUUUAGGAGCAUUUGUAAGUACUGCAGAUCCAACAUGCUUAUUAUAUUUUAGUUAUAACUUCAAGUUAAGUUAGUUGUCACUUGCUGGCCAAGGAAUGGUUUCACCCAACUCCAGAAUAUGUGAGGUGGUUUAAGUCAAUGUUAUAUACAAGUAUUUUUACUUAUAACAUAAUAUGACUUUGUUAGUGUGUGAAGCAUAAAUAGUAAGGGCCUGUUUGGUAGAGCUCCCACUGAUUCUGAUUCUCUAUUAGAAGUGGUUCUCUGAGAGAAGUGAUUAUGUGGCUGAAACUGAUUCUCAAAUGAAACCAUAUGAUAAACUCUAUGGAAAGUCUGACUAUGUGGUGGGAGUGAAUCAGGAGAAGCAACUUUAUUUAGCUCCCAGCCUCCAGUUCAUUUCGAAGAAUCACUUCACAUAAUUCACUAUGGGAGUGAUUCUCAGAAAACUGUUGUUUGGCAGAGCUCUGCCAAACGGGGGCCUAAUUAUGUGAUGCAUGAUAACAUCUCUUCUUGUUAAAGUCAAUUUAAAUACAUGUCAGAAAUAUGUUUUCUAUCAUUUAUUUCUCACUUGGAAAUUUAAUUUAUUUUGUUGUCUUAUUAAGUGUAACUUAAACAAUCAUGCGAUGCAUGGUAACAUCUCGCCUAGUUAAAGGCAAUUUGUGAGAAGGUUCGUAGAUACAGGCAUUUAACGUGCCCCUAGUUGGAUCCAGGUAUUAGGCAAAAUGCAAAUUAAUUGGCGAUGUUGGGGUUGGCAAGCACAGAUUAUUCACCUAGAUUAGUGGUAAAUUGACGCCUUUAUGUUGCCAAUUGAAGCCUUGUAUUAGCCUAAUUAUGCUACAUGUGCUGAAUUUGUCAUUUUGCGAUCAGUUGCUUCAGGCCCAAUUGGUGGUAGAGGCAAAGGUGAAGGGGUAGUAGAGUCAAGCGUUGGCAAUGCAACACCAGGAAGAGGUGGGGCUAUGUGGGAUGAAGGAAACUUUAUCCCAUUUGGUUUCACGAAUUGGGCCCAACUUUGUGGAAUUGAAAUGGGUCUAGUUCGUUUGACUCUUUGGUUGUUAAGUUGGACUUUGAAUUGUGGAUGACUAAAAUAGUUAGUCCAUAAUUCUAAAGGCUACGGUUUGAACUGUUCAACCCAUAUGUGGUCCUCAUCUUUAGUGGUGACUACAUUAUGCCCCUUGUGCUUCGCUUUUUGGUGAUAACUGGUGCUGCCAUGAACAACGUUGCGCCUCCUUGUUGACACCCACUCCUCUUCGUAGGUGUUGCCUAUGUUGAGAGAUCAUGUAAUAGUUGUCGUCUCCAUGCAUGAGCUGGUGAUGUCAAGCAUUGUGGUGGCCAAAUUGGUAGUGCUGAGAUCCGUUCUCAUAGUUGAGAAGUUGUAGCGGUGGCGAAGGGGUACUAGAGUCAAGGGUUGGCAAUGCAACACUAAGGAGAGGUGGAGCCAUAUGGGACGAAGGAAGCUUUGCUCCCACUGGGUUCCAUGAAUUGGGCCCAACUUCGUGGAACGAAAAUGGCCAAAUUGGUUCAAUUCAUGUCAAGUGUUUGGUUGUUAAGUUGGGUUGGAAUUGAAAUAGGUAGGACAUAAUUUUGGGGUCACCAUCUUAAACUGGCCACCCUAGAUGUGAUCCUGGUGCUCCUCAUUGGCGCUAGCAUGACAAAUAUUUGUGCCUCAUUGACACUCUCUCACCCCCUUGGGCGUCACCAUGGCUGGCGUCGUUGCCUAUGAUGAGACAUCCUGUAAUAGUUGCCAUCUCCAUCCAUGAGAUGGUGGUGAUGUCAAGCAUUGUGGUAGGAAGUUGAUUAUGUUGAGAUCCUUUAUUGACAUCAUCUUUCUCAUCAAGAUCCAUCACAUUCUCAUCUUUGUUCUCAUAGUUGAGAAGUGGCAGUUAAGAAGAGGUGGAGCAAUAUGGGACGAAGGAAGCUUUGGUCUCAUUUGGUUCCAUGAACUAGACCCAACAAUGAUCGUGGUCCCAACCACGAUGACAACGACGAUGACCAGAGAGGAGCCGACGAACGGAAGAUGGACAUAUUGCAUAAUACGGUGGACAUCUAGAUGUGUAAAUCGAUGACAAUUUCCAUUUAUUUUGCAAUCAAUCAUGAUCUAGUGUUUUCAUGCGAUUGCUAUUAUGUAAUUCCUUUGGCAACCAAACACAAUAAUUGGUAUUGGUGGGCCUUGCGGUGCAUUUAGCAAUCGAUGGGCGGGCCAUGUAUCUAAUCACGAUUAACGACA
Messenger RNA from Zea mays, 4068 nucleotides. RefSeq lists its product as uncharacterized. The record is from RefSeq and is a predicted model, not a curated record. Lineage: Eukaryota; Viridiplantae; Streptophyta; Magnoliopsida; Poales; Poaceae. Gene Ontology annotation, molecular function: ATP binding; protein serine/threonine kinase activity. The transcript has 3 exons. The coding region runs from base 638 to 1573 and encodes 311 amino acids. Gene Ontology annotation, biological process: protein phosphorylation.